AUGGCUUCACGUGACUCUGAUGCAAUUAUACAGAAGAAACGUACAGUCAUUGAUGCUAUUAAGCACAAUCUUCAAUACACUGUAAACGAAGAAAAGGUGUACCAAUUAUCUGACUGCACCGAAAAAUAUGUUAUUAUUUUUGGGUGGAAUCAUUCAAGCCGAUUAUUUAUGUUUCAAGUCAUUCGCGACAGUGAUGAUAUUUCGAGCGAGUGUUCUACCAGUAGUCUUAAGGACGCAAUACUUACAACUUGUUAUGUGAAGUUUAAUGAUGAAAAAGGAACAAAUAUCUGUGUGUUGAAACUAAUCGACACCCCUGCUCUGCAACUGUUAAUGCCCCAAACUGAGGGUGCCAUGGGCGGCACACAACAACUACCAGAUGGAGCCAAUACUUUUGAGUCAGCUUUUGAACAACAUAACUCGUGCAUUCUCUCGUUUGCCUCUCAAAUCGAUUUGUUCAUAUAUGUCUGUGAAGAUGGAGAAGAAAUGAAGAUUUUACCAUGGUUGGCAUUGACAGCAGACCGGAAAGAUCGCACUUAUCUAAUUCUUAAACUUGAUAAAACUGUUAGUGAGCAAGAAAGACAACAUCGAAUGGAUAAAAUAGCAGAGACUAAUGAAAUUAAAGCAUAUUUUGACGAUCGUAUCUUUUGUUUGGCUGCCCCAACUCAAAAAAAAGAUGAAAAUGAAUCAAAUAAUGUUAACAUGAUGAGAUCUAAAUUUUUAGAACAUUUCCUUCUUCGAAGUUUUGAUAAAAAGUAUGAAGUUCAACCAAAACAAAACAUCCCCGCAGCGCCAAAACGAAAUAAUUUAUUCAACAGUUUUUUUAAUAAAAUAAUGAAAUAA
Messenger RNA from Rotaria socialis, 840 nucleotides. Lineage: Eukaryota; Metazoa; Rotifera; Eurotatoria; Philodinida; Philodinidae. The record is from the annotation of a GenBank genome assembly.